CUUUUGCAAGUCGCUGCAUUUAGCAUAAGAGGCCACCGAUAAGAGGAAAAGAAAAGAAAAAACCGCGUUUCAAUGGCGACGGAUUCUGGAUCAUCGUCCUCGGAAGAAGAACUAUCAUCAUCUUCCCCUCUCAACGAAUCUUCUUCAGGGAAACCUCAAUCACUGGCCAGCUUGGCCAAGCCUUGGGCCGACUACGCAGCCCAUCAGGCGCUUCUCUACCAGCGCACUAUCGACGAUUCCUUAGAAUCUGCCAUUCAAGCCUCAAAAUCUCGCCUCUCUCAGAUUCGUUCCACCUCCCACCCUCAUUUACAGAAGACCAUUGAUUCAUUUCAAGAUGCAAAGUCAGAGCUUGCUGCUUAUGAGAAUUUAUUAUUUGGAAAAAUUAGAGAUGGUAUUCUUGUUGCUGCAUCACAUCCGCUGAUCAGUUGCGGAGUUGCAACUGGUUUGGGUUUCUUAGUCCUUAAAAAGCCGAGAAAUUUCUUAUACCACAAAACCAUUCGUCUUUUCAUGAAUGAAGAGUCUUUACUCUCGAAAGCUGAUGCUCAAGUUAAGGAGUUGCGACAGUCAAUUGAUCGGAUAAAGGUCGAAAGCGAGAGGCUGGAGAAAAGAACACUUCAAGCAGAAGGGGAAUUGUUACGAGGAAGAACAAAACUCAGGCAAGCAGGCAAACAGAUUGAAGGUGUGAUUCAAUCUGCUCAUACAAUUGAAAGAAAGGCAAGAGGUUUGAAAGAUAUUCUUGCAGAUCUUCCCACAAGGGAAGCUUCACAAUUUAGGACUCAGGUUUCCAACCUUGCUUCUGAGGCAAAGAAGGAAAGAAUUGCCUUGGGAAAGGAGGUCUCCAAAAUUAGCAACUACGGAAUAUCUGUCUGAUAAUUCAAAUUCAACAUUGGGUCAGUCCUUAACGAUAUACACCCAUCUUACUCUCUAUUUCAAAUUUGGCCUAGUCUGCUCUGAAUCUUUGAAUAUAUGCACGACUUGCAUAUCCUCUCUCAUUUUUCUUUUAUUUUCUGUGGGAGGAAUAGCUUCUUUUAAUUUUUAUAUUGCUCCGGCAAAAUAAGUUUUGAAGACUAUCCAUUGAGUUGUACCAUUGAAAGGUGAACUUGAUUAUUCAGUAGAAUAAUUAUAUAUGCAAUACCGAUAGAGUUGGUUUUUUUGAUUA
Molecule: messenger RNA, 1159 nt
Organism: Momordica charantia (bitter melon)
Lineage: Eukaryota; Viridiplantae; Streptophyta; Magnoliopsida; Cucurbitales; Cucurbitaceae
Product: alanine-tRNA ligase
Source: RefSeq, a predicted model, not a curated record